AUGCUCUUCACUCCUGGCCUGGCAUUAAUACUAUGUCUCGUCCAUGCGACGACCGCGGUUAGCGACGAUAAACCUCCUCCGAAGCCAUGUACCAUACAUUCGCCUUCGACCGGUUCCUUCAUAGACCUUCGCUCCUUGACCCUGUCCACUGAUGGCAACAACAUCCAGGCUGCCACCAACGAGUCCUACCAUGCCAAAGGCUACGACUAUCCGUACAACUUUACGUUGAAUUUCUGCGAUUCGGUUGUGGAGAGACUGGAAGAUGUUGUAGGCAUCCGAGAGAGCCGGUGGACCAAUGUGUCUGCCUACUACACAGACCGGUACGACAAUGUGAUCAGCAUUGGCCAACAGAACAACGAGCUGCUGUUCCGCGGGAAGAAGCUCCUGUUGAACUAUACUAUGGGCUCGCCAUGUCCAGACCUGGACGAAGAUGGCUAUCCUAUACAGACACAUCACGCCACUCCUCGGGAAAUCGUGGAUGGUGGCGACGAUGAUGAUCGCAAAAAGAGCAAGGCGGCAACAAGGCGUAAGACCACCAUGAUGUCCUUCACGUGUGAUACGUCGCCGCUACUCUCAACUCGGCCUGCUAUCUCUUUUCUCGGAACCCCCGACCACUGCACGUACAUCUUCGAGGUGAGGAGUCGACAUGCCUGUGGAGGAACGACCGCUUCUCACGAAUCUGGAACCCUCGGCCCCGGCGGGGUCUUUCUCGUCAUCUCAGGUAUCGCUUUGUUGGUCUACUUGAUCGGUGGCGUUGUUUACCAGCGGAAUGUCAUGCAUCAACGUGGCUGGCGUCAACUACCCAACUAUGCCCUAUGGGCUGGGCUCUUUGGUUUCAUUUCGGACAUGUUUAUCAUCCUCUUUUCUUCAUGCAUCCAAAGCAUGCCUUCCGUACAACGACUUUUUGGUGGCCGCGGACGAGGUGGCUACCACCGCGUUGGCGCUGACGAUUACCGCAACGGCAACGGCAAUGCUCGAGGCCGUGGCCGCGACGCCGAAGCCGAGAACCGCUUAAUAGAUUCCUACGAUGAGGAGUGGGACAAUUGA
Messenger RNA from Cyphellophora europaea CBS 101466, 1047 nucleotides. RefSeq lists its product as uncharacterized. The coding region runs from base 1 to 1047 and encodes 348 amino acids. The transcript has 2 exons. The record is from RefSeq and is a predicted model, not a curated record. NCBI's taxonomy places the organism in Eukaryota, Fungi, Ascomycota, Eurotiomycetes, Chaetothyriales, Cyphellophoraceae. Gene Ontology annotation, biological process: vacuolar transport.